AUGGCAAUAGACUCGAAGGUUGCCUUCCAGAACAGGGCGCUAGAGCUUGGAAUAGAUCAGCUGGAAAUUGAUGCGCUCGAUGCUGCAGGAAUCAACAGUUACGCAACAUAUGCAUACUGUAGCACAUACCAACCUGGACAGAACGAUGACACUGCGUUGAUAGGUUUCCUGACUACUACGUUGGCGGCUGCACCAUCAGCUGCUUCAAUCACGCGCUUCAGGCGCUUGUUUUUCGAGGCGCAUGCCUUGUCUCUGGAGGACCUGAAAUCUCGUGCAGACAGAUCAGAGUCAAGCGAGGCAAGGAUAAUACCACUAGCUGAGAAGAUGGACAGAAUCCGCAUGCAGAAGCAGAGGCAUGAUGAAGCUUUGCGCUCCAAGGUUGACACCUCUUUGGUGCUGGACAACUCUGGGGGCUUGCGGCUCAGCAAAAAGCAGAAGCUGGAUGACGUGAAUGUGACUGGUGAACAUAAACUUCGACAAGCAUUUUUGAGAAGGUCGCUGGCUUAUGAUUUAGCGGGCAUAGCAACCUUUGCAGCUCUUGACUUGUGGACUCAAAAGCUGUUCGAAAAGAUGAAUGAAACGCCGUUGACAAAUUACAGACAUAUCAGUGUGGAACAGGUGAUCAACGCAGACAAAGCUUUAUGGGUCAAGGUCUCGAACGACACUCGAGGCAAGCUGCAGCCGAAAACUGGGGCUGAUAAGCCUUUUGACAUUGCCUUUGAAAAGUUCUCUGAACACCCAGAAGUGUUGCAACAUUUGACUCCUUUGCAGAGCGUGAUUAGCCAGAAACACGACGCAACCAACACUUCGUCGGCUACAGGAAAAGGCAAAGCGUCGAACCCCCUUGAUGGCAAAGGAAAAUCAUCCAAGGGAAAAGGAAAGACUAACACUGGCAUUGAAGUUCCUGACGAUUGUGAAAUCUUCGUGGAUGGUAAGCAGUUGUGCAAACGUUGGCAAGUCGACGUCUUUGUUCUGGAUGUUUUGAACUCAAACCAGUUGGCGCUGCUUGAAUCAAUGCCGCGUCACCGUAAACCUUGUUGA
This is a messenger RNA of Cladocopium goreaui, 1041 nucleotides long. The record is from the annotation of a GenBank genome assembly. NCBI's taxonomy places the organism in Eukaryota, Dinophyceae, Suessiales, Symbiodiniaceae.